Molecule: messenger RNA, 20658 nt
Organism: Closterium sp. NIES-65
Lineage: Eukaryota; Viridiplantae; Streptophyta; Zygnematophyceae; Desmidiales; Closteriaceae
Source: the annotation of a GenBank genome assembly
AUGGACCUUCAGAAUAAAGUCGAAAAACUCUCUAAGGAGAUUACGAAGCGACCGUCUGCUGGCGACGCGGGAAAGUUGUCACCAGGCUCGAAGGGGGGAAACGCGCAGGCGACGACGGGAAACGCGGAAGAAUCGGCGGGUUUGACGGGGAAGGCUCUUUAUCUGAGUCGCCUCAGGAGCGGAGCGCUGUCCUCGUCCCGAGGUUCCGCCGCAACAGGCGCUCCUAGCGGGAAAGGCGCUUCUAGCGGGAAAGGCGCCUCCUUUAGCGUGGCAGGCGCUCGUAGCGGGACAGCCGCGCAUAGCUGGACGGCCGCUCAUAGCGGGAUAGGUGCUAAUAACGGAACAGGCGCUCAUAGCGCGUCCAUGGGCGGAAGGGGGAUUGGCGGCGGGUCUGGCUGGCGUGCGCGGGGUAAGGCGGAGUCGGACGGCGCUUUGGCUGGGGAGGGGGAGGAGAGGCGGAAAGAUGGGGAGGAGGAGCGGCGGAAGGAGGAGGCGGAGGUGACGCAGCGAGUAGAGGAGGAGGAGGAGAAUGGACGGCUGAGAUCUUCCCUCGAGGAGCCAGAGAAAGGCAAGGCUCUUAAAGAAAUAUCUCGGGAGUCGCCGAAGGCAGAGGCCUGUAUGGAAGAAGCGAAUGGAGCUUCAAAAGAAGAAUCGGUGAAGGAAGAAAUGAAAGCAGAAUCGAAGGGAGAUUGCAAGGAAGUAUUGAAUACUCAGACGAGUACAGGCGUUUCUCAGGAUGAGAAGGACAACUAUGAGGAGUACAAAGGGUCAUCUCUUAAGGGGGAUGAGGAGUUUCGGACAGGCGUCGAGUCUGCUAAUGCUGUACAAUCUGUUAAUGGCGAGUCUUCUAACGGGGCUGAGUUCACUAACGGAGUUGAGUCUACUAACGGGACUGAGUUCACUAACGGGGUUGAGUCUACUAACGGGGCAGCUAACGGGGGUGAGAAUACUAACGGGGUUGAGUCUAUUAACGGGGAUGAGCCUGCUGACGGGGUGAAUUUAAGGAUGGAGUGUACAGAUGAAAUAGCAGCAGCGAAGCACGAUAGUCCUGAAAAAGGAGAGCAGCAGGGGGGGCAACAACGGGAGCAACAGCAGGAAGUGACGCAGAAAGGAGAGCUGAAAGAGAAACGGCAAGAGGAGCAGCAGCAAGCAGAGCUUACUGAAGAGAAGGAAAAGGCAAGAAAAUGGGAUACUGGAGAGGGGAGUUUGGCAUCGAGAGGGGCAAAGGAAGGAGGGGAGGUGGGAGAGUGUGGGGAAGGAGGUGGGGAGGCGGGGAAAGGGAACUUGUCAAGUACCAAGGAAGUGAGGGCGGAAGAUAAGGGGGCAGUUAAAGGGGGGCAAGGGGAAGAGCAUGAGGACGGGACAAGAGCUUGCAUCGAGUCAAGAGCUUGUAGCGAAUCAGCAUUAUUUAUUGAGAUAGAUUGUAAGGAGGAUGGGGCGCAGAGUCGGGUAGAAGAAGGUGCGAAUAAGGGAAAGCAGCAAACGGAGCAGCUAGAACGAGUGGCGUCAUCACUAACUGGAGCAGUUCAUAACGAGGAUAAGUUACUGAUGGGCCAAUUGUCAAGCUCCUCGUUUGGGUCAUCCUUUGGAUCUGAACCUCCCAGCCCAUCCUCCUUCAUUUCCAAGCCUCUCUUUAAGAAACUGCCUCCUGCUAUAGCGAGUACAGAAGGGCGGGCCCAGCGAUUGAAUGUACACACCGCUGAGGAAAUUGAGCCUUCUCCUAAGGGGACUCCGAGGCAGCUUGUAAGGGGUACAGGAGCAGCAGAGGAAGGGGGGGUGAGAGGGGAGGAGGCUCGAGGGCUAAUCCGGGGUGGGUGGUUGGAGCUAGGGAGAAGGCGAGAGGAGGCGGAGAGAGGACUGCGAGAAGCCUUGAGGGCGAGAGAAGAGGCAGAGAGAGGGAAGCAGGGAGCAGAGAGGAAACGGAAGGAAGCAGAAGAGAGAAUGGUUAGGGCUUUACUGGAACGGGAUGAAGCAGAGAGAAGGAGAGAGGAAGCUGAAGGGAGGUUGGGGGAAGUGGAAGGGUUGUGGAGGGAGAGUGAGAAGGGGAGAGAGAUGGAGGGGAGGAGGAGGGAGGAGGUUGAAAGGGAGUUGGAGGAGGAGAGGAGGAGGAGGGAGGAGGCGGAGAAGGGGAGGGAGGAGGCAGAGAGGAGGAAGGGUGAGGGUGAGGAGGAGAGGGAAGAGGCUGUGAGGAGGGCGAGGGAUGUGGAGAAAGAGGGGGAGAGAGUGAGGGAGGAGGUGGAGAGAGAAAGGGGAGAAAUGGAAGGGAGGUUGGUAACAGCAAGUAAAGCAGUGAGGGAAGCUGAGGCGAAGAGAGACGAAGCUGUAAAGGCAAUGGAGGAGGCUCAUAACGGGGAAAAAGCAGCCCUUGAGUUGAGAGACCAGGCGGUAUAUGAGAGGGAGGAGAUGGCGAGGGAAAGGGAUGAGGCCGAAAGGAGGAGGGUGGAGGAGGAAUCGAGGAGGAGGAUUGCAGAGGAGGAGUGUGAGGAGGCGAAGAGGAGGAGAGAGGUUGCUGAGAGUGCGAUAGAAGAGGCGGUAGGAGCAGCAGAGGGAGCAGAGAGAGGGAGGAAGGAAGCGGAGAGGUUGAGAGAGGUUGCAGUGAGAGAGAAGGUUGAAGCUGAGAGGGUAAUGGAAGGGGCUUUAAGGGAGAGGGAUAUGGCAUUACUGAAGGUGGAAGAAGCUGCUAAGAAGGUUCUGGAUGCUGAACGGAUGAGGAUUGAGGCUAAGCGAGUGUGGGAAGAUUCGGAUAAGAUUCGGGCAGAAGCGGAAACUGCGCAGGCUGAGGCUGAGAAAGCUCGGGCAGCUGCGGAGAAGUUUAAGGCGGAGUCGGAGCUGGUUCGGGCAGCUGCGGAAAUGGCUAGGGUGGAAGCUGAGGCGAUGAAACGUGAGGUGGAAGUAUUGCGGGCAGAAACGGCGGCGGCUCUGGCUGCCCGGGAAGAGGAACGGGCAAAGAAGAUUGGACUGGAGGGGAAAAUAGAAUCUUUAAUGCUGACCGUGGAAGCGCACCAACGGGCAGGGGGGGGUAGGUUAAGUGAAGGGGAGGAAGGGGAGAGAGUGAGGGAGGCAAGGAAGCGAAUGGAGGAAGCAGAGAACGUGGCACAUGACUUGAGAGUGUGGGGGAGGCAACUUCAAGCUGAGUUGAUUAAAGGGGAGGAGGAGAGAAGGGGCCUAGAAGAAAGGUGUAGGAAGGUUGAAGGGAGGGUAAGGGAUGUGCAGAGAGUGAGGGAGGAGGCGGAUAGCGGGAGGGAGAGGGCGGAGAGGGAAAGGGACGAGGUGAUUGGGAGGAUGAAGGAGGUGCAAGGAGAAGUGUUGAGGCUGAGAAGGGAGGUGAAACGGCUGAUGGGAGAGGAGGUGGGAGAGGAGAAAGAGGAGGAGGAGGGAAAGGGAGGUAAUGAUGAAUCGAGACUUGAAACUGCUUUGGUUGCAGACUCUCCUGUAUCGAAGGGAAACUCAAAGGGGACAGUAGGUGAGGGGCACACUGCAGGGGAGAGAAUGACAGACGGGUGCACUGAAAGGGUUAGAGAGGGUCAGAAGCAACCUAUAGGGUUGAGCUCGAUCGAAGUGAGUAGCAGCGAACGGGACGGGCCGAAGCAGAAGGAGCAGGAGCGGCAGCAGGGGCAGCAGGAGGAGAAGGAGCAGGGGCAGGGAACAAACAAGGAGAUGAGUGAAGGGGAGGAGGACGAGCAGGUGAAGGAGGUUCUGACAGUGUAUGAAGGCCACCAUGAACAGCGCGAGGGAGAGAAUCGAGAAACUGAAGCUGAGGGGCAGCUGUUGCAGCUGCGUGGGUUGAUGGCAGCAGGAGGAAGGGAGGGGGAGGAGAGGUAUGGAGAGGAGGCGGAGAGGGUUAUACAGGAACUGGAGAAUGCUCUUAGCGAGUCAGAGAGGAGGAGAGUGAGUGCUGAGCAUGAGAGGGAUGUUGCUGCAAGGGAGAGGGAUGUAGCAGAGAGGGAAAGGGACGUAGCAGAGAGGCGGCUGGUUGAGAGGGAGAGGGAGAGGGAAGAAAGAGAGGGGGAGAGGGAGGAAAGAGAGAGGGAGAGGAAAGAACAAGAGAGGGAGAGAGAGGAGACGCGGUUACAGGCGGAGAAGUGCAGAGAGGAGGCUGCAAGGGAGACGGCAGAAGCAGAGAAGAGAAGAGACAAAGCAGAGAGGGCGUGGAGUGAGGCUGAGCAGAAGAGAGAGAAGGCUGAGGCAGCGAAAUGCGAGGCGGAGAAAGAGAGGGAGGAAGCGGAGAAGGCAAGGAGUGAGGCUGAGCAGAAGAGAGAGGAGGCUGAGAAAGCGAAAUGCGAGGCGGAGAAAGAGAGGGAGGAAGCGGAGAAGGCAAGGAGUGAGGCUGAGCAGAGGAGAGAGGAGGCUGAGGCAGCGAAAUGCGAGGCGGAGAAAGAGAGGGAGGAAGCGGAGAAGGCAAGGAGUGAGGCUGAGCAGAAGAGGGAGGAAGCGGAGAAGGCAAGGAGUGAGGCUGAGCAGAAGAGAGAGGAGGCUGAGGCAGCGAAAUGUGAGGCGGAGAAAGAGAGGGAGGAAGCGGAGAAGGCAAGGAGUGAAAGUGAGCAAGCUAAAUGCGAGGCGGAGAAAGGGAGGGAGGAAGCGGAGAAGGCAAGGAGUGAAGCUGAGAAUAAGAGAGAGGAGGCUGAGGCAGCGAAAUGCGAGGCGGAGAAAGAGAGGGAGGAAGCGGAGAAGGCAAGGAGUGAGGCUGAGCAGAAGAGAGAGGAGGCUGAGAAAGCGAAAUGCGAGGCGGAGAAAGAGAGGGAGGAAGCGGAGAAGGCAAGGAGUGAGGCUGAGCAGAGGAGAGAGGAGGCUGAGGCAGCGAAAUGCGAGGCGGAGAAAGAGAGGGAGGAAGCGGAGAAGGCAAGGAGUGAGGCUGAGCAGAAGAGGGAGGAAGCGGAGAAGGCAAGGAGUGAGGCUGAGCAGAAGAGAGAGGAGGCUGAGGCAGCGAAAUGUGAGGCGGAGAAAGAGAGGGAGGAAGCGGAGAAGGCAAGGAGUGAAAGUGAGCAAGCUAAAUGCGAGGCGGAGAAAGGGAGGGAGGAAGCGGAGAAGGCAAGGAGUGAAGCUGAGAAUAAGAGAGAGGAGGCUGAGGCAGCGAAAUGCGAGGCGGAGAAAGAGAGGGAGGAAGCGGAGAAGGCAAGGAGUGAGGCUGAGCAAGCUAAAUGCGAGGCGGAGAAAGGGAGGGAGGAAUCGGAGAAGGCAAGGAGUGAGGCUGAGCAGAAGAGAGAGGAGGCUGAGGCAGCGAAAUGCAAGGCGGAGAAAGAGAGGGAGGAAGCGGAGCAGGCAAGGAGUGAGGCUGAGCAGAAGAGAGAGGAGGCUGAGGCAGCGAAAUGCGAGGCGGAGAAAGAGAGGGAGGAAGCGGAGAAGGCAAGGAGUGAGGCUGAAGCUGCUAAAUGCGAGGCGGAGAAAGAGAGGGAGGACGCGGAGAAGGCAAGGAGUGAGGCUGAGCAGAAGAGAGAGGAGGCUGAGGCAGCGAAAUGCGAGGCGGAGAAAAAGAGGGAGGAAGCACAGAAGGCAAGGAGCGAGGCUGAGCGGAAUAGAGAGGAGGCUGAGGCAGCGAAAUGCGAGGCGGAGAAAGAAAGGGAGGAAGCGGAGAAGGCAAGGAGUGAGGCUGAGCAGAAGAGAGAGGAGGCUGAGGCAGCGAAAUGCGAGUCGGAGAAAGAGAGGGAGGAAGCGGAGAAGGCAAGGAGUGAGGCUGAGCAGAAGAGAGAGGAGGCUGAGGCAGCGAAAUGCGAGUCGGAGAAAGAGAGGGAGGAAGCGGAAAAGGCAAGGAGUGAGGCUGAUCAGAAGAAAGAGGAGGCUGAGGCAGCGAAAUGCGAGGCGGAGAAAGAGAGGGAGGAAGCGGAGAAGGCAAGGAGUGAAGCUGAGCAGAAGAGAGAGAAGGCUGAGGCAGCGAAAUGUGAAGCGGAGAAAGAGAGGGAGGAAGCGGAGAAGGCAAGGAGUGAGGCUGAGCAGAAGAGAGAGGAGGCUGAGGCAGCGAAAUGCGAGGCGGAGAAAGAGAGGGAGGAAGCGGAGAAGGCAAGGAGUGAGGCUGAGCAAAAGAGAGAGGAGGCUGAGGCAGCAAAAUGCGAGGCGGAGAAAGAGAGGGACGAAAUGGAGAAGGCAAGGAGUGAGGCUGAGCAGAAGAGAGAGGAGGCUGAGGCAGCGAAAUGCGAGGCGGAGAAAGAGAGGGAGGAAGCGGAGAAGGCAAGGAGUGAGGCUGAGCAGAAGAGAGAGGAGGCUGAGGCAGCGAAAUGCGAGGCGGAGAAAGAAAGGGAGGAAGCGGAGAAGGCAAGGAGUGAGGCUGAGCAGAAGAGAGAGGAGGCUGAGGCAGCGAAAUGCGAGGCGGACAAAGAGAGGGAGGAAGCGGAGAAGGCAAGGAGUGAGGCUGAAGCUGCUAAAUGCGAGGCGGAGAAAGAGAGGGAGGACGCGGAGAAGGCAAGGAGUGAGGCUGAGCAGAAGAGAGAGGAGGCUGAGGCAGCGAAAUGCAAGGCGGAGAAAGAGAGGGAGGAAGCGGAGAAGGCAAGGAGUGAGGCUGAGCAGAAGAGAGAGGAGGCUGAGGCAGCGAAAUGCGAGGCGGAGAAAGAGAGGGAGGAAGCGGAGAAGGCAAGGAGUGAGGCUGAAGCUGCUAAAUGCGAGGCGGAGAAAGGGAGGGAGGAAUCGGAGAAGGCAAGGAGUGAGGCUGAGCAGAAGAGAGAGGAGGCUGAGGCAGCGAAAUGCAAGGGGGAGAAAGAGAGGGAGGAAGCGGAGCAGGCAAGGAGUGAGGCUGAGCAGAAGAGAGAGGAGGCUGAGGCAGCGAAAUGCGAGGCGGAGAAAGAGAGGGAGGAAGCGGAGAAGGCAAGGAGUGAGGCUGAAGCUGCUAAAUGCGAGGCGGAGAAAGAGAGGGAGGACGCGGAGAAGGCAAGGAGUGAGGCUGAGCAGAAGAGAGAGGAGGCUGAGGCAGCGAAAUGCAAGGCGGAGAAAGAGAGGGAGGAAGCGGAGAAGGCAAGGAGUGAGGCUGAGCAGAAGAGAGAGGAGGCUGAGGCAGCGAAAUGCGAGGCGGAGAAAGAGAGGGAGGAAGCGGAGAAGGCAAGGAGUGAGGCUGAAGCUGCUAAAUGCGAGGCGGAGAAAGAGAGGGAGGACGCGGAGAAGGCAAGGAGUGAGGCUGAGCAGAAGAGAGAGGAGGCUGAGGCAGCGAAAUGCGAGGCGGAGAAAAAGAGGGAGGAAGCGCAGAAGGCAAGGAGCGAGGCUGAGCGGAAUAGAGAGGAGGCUGAGGCAGCGAAAUGCGAGUCGGAGAAAGAGAGGGAGGAAGCGGAGAAGGCAAGGAGUGAGGCUGAGCAGAAGAGAGAGGAGGCUGAGACAGCGAAAUGCGAGGCGGAGAAAGAGAGGGAGGAAGCGGAGAAGGCAAGGAGUGAGGCUGAGCAGAAGAGAGAGGAGGCUGAGGCAGCGAAAUGCGCGGCGGAGAAAGAGAGAGAGGAAGCGGAGAAGGCAAGGAGUGAGGCUGAGCAGAAGAGAGAGGAGGCUGAGGCAGCGAAAUUCGAGGCAGAGAAAGAGAGGGAGGAAGCGGAGAAGGCAAGGAGUGAGGCUGAACAGAAGAGAGAGGAGGCUGAGGCAGCGAAAUGCGAGGUGGAGAAAGAGAGGGAGGAAGCGGAGAAGGCAAGGAGUGAGGCUGAGCAGAAGAGAGAGGAGGCUGAGGCAGCGAAAUGCAAGGCGGAGAAAGAGAGGGAGGAAGCGGAGCAGGCAAGGAGUGAGGCUGAAGCUGCGAAAUGCGAGUCGGAGAAAGAGAGGGAGGACGCGGAGAAGGCAAGGAGUGAGGCUGAGCAAAAGAGAGAGGAGGCUGAGGCAGCGAAAUUCGAGGCAGAGAAAGAGAGGGAGGAAGCGGAGAAGGCAAGGAGUGAGGCUGAACAGAAGAGAGAGGAGGCUGAGGCAGCGAAAUGCGAGGCGGAGAAAGAGAGGGAGGAAGCGGAGAAGGCAAGGAGCGAGGCUGAGCAGAAUAGAGAGGAGGCUGAGGCAGCGAAAUGCAAGGCGGAGAAAGAGAGGGAGGAAGCGGAGCAGGCAAGGAGUGAGGCUGAACAGAAGAGAGAGGAGGCUGAGGCAGCGAAAUGCGAGGCGGAGAAAGAGAGGGAGGAAGCAGAGAAGGCAAGGAGCGAGGCUGAGCAGAAUAGAGAGGAGGCUGAGGCAGCGAAAUGCAAGGCGGAGAAAGAGAGGGAGGAAGCGGAGCAGGCAAGGAGUGAGGCUGAGCAGAAGAGAGAGGAGGCUGAGGCAGCGAAAUGCGAGGCGGAGAAAGAGAGGGAGGAAGCGGAGAAGGCAAGGAGUGAGGCUGAGCAGAAGAGAGAGGAGGCUGAGGCAGCGAAAUGCAAGGCGGAGAAAGAGAGGGAGGAAGCGGAGCAGGCAAGGAGUGAGGCUGAGCAGAAGAGAGAGGAGGCUGAGGCAGCGAAAUGCGCGGCGGAGAAAGAGAGGGAGGAAGCGGAGAAGGCAAGGAGUGAGGCUGAGCAGAAGAGAGAGGAGGCUGAGGCAGCGAAAUUCGAGGCAGAGAAAGAGAGGGAGGAAGCGGAGAAGGCAAGGAGUGAGGCUGAGCAGAAGAGAGAGGAGGCUGAGGCAGCGAAAUGCGAGGCGGAGAAAGAGAGGGAGGAAGCGGAGAAGGCAAGGAGUGAGGCUGAAGCUGCGAAAUGCGAGGCGGAGAAAGAGAGGGAGGACGCGGAGAAGGCAAGGAGUGAGGCUGAGCAGAAGAGAGAGGAGGCUGAGGCAGCGAAAUGCGUGGCGGAGAAAGAGAGGGAGGAAGCGGAGAAGGCAAGGAGUGAGGCUGAGCAGAAGAGAGAGGAGGCUGAGGCAGCGAAAUGCAAGGCGGAGAAAGAGAGGGAGGAAGCGGAGCAGGCAAGGAGUGAGGCUGAGCAGAAGAGAGAGGAGGCUGAGGCAGCGAAAUGCGAGGCGGAGAAAGAGAGGGAGGAAGCGGAGAAGGCAAGGAGUGAGGCUGAAGCUGCUAAAUGCGAGGCGGAGAAAGAGAGGGAGGACGCGGAGAAGGCAAGGAGUGAGGCUGAGCAGAAGAGAGAGGAGGCUGAGGCAGCGAAAUGCAAGGCGGAGAAAGAGAGGGAGGAAGCGGAGAAGGCAAGGAGUGAGGCUGAGCAGAAGAGAGAGGAGGCUGAGGCAGCGAAAUGCGAGGCGGAGAAAGAGAGGGAGGAAGCGGAGAAGGCAAGGAGUGAGGCUGAAGCUGCUAAAUGCGAGGCGGAGAAAGAGAGGGAGGACGCGGAGAAGGCAAGGAGUGAGGCUGAGCAGAAGAGAGAGGAGGCUGAGGCAGCGAAAUGCGAGGCGGAGAAAAAGAGGGAGGAAGCGCAGAAGGCAAGGAGCGAGGCUGAGCGGAAUAGAGAGGAGGCUGAGGCAGCGAAAUGCGAGUCGGAGAAAGAGAGGGAGGAAGCGGAGAAGGCAAGGAGUGAGGCUGAGCAGAAGAGAGAGGAGGCUGAGACAGCGAAAUGCGAGGCGGAGAAAGAGAGGGAGGAAGCGGAGAAGGCAAGGAGUGAGGCUGAGCAGAAGAGAGAGGAGGCUGAGGCAGCGAAAUGCGCGGCGGAGAAAGAGAGAGAGGAAGCGGAGAAGGCAAGGAGUGAGGCUGAGCAGAAGAGAGAGGAGGCUGAGGCAGCGAAAUUCGAGGCAGAGAAAGAGAGGGAGGAAGCGGAGAAGGCAAGGAGUGAGGCUGAACAGAAGAGAGAGGAGGCUGAGGCAGCAAAAUGCGAGGCGGAGAAAGAGAGGGAGGAAGCGGAGAAGGCAAGGAGUGAGGCUGAAGCUGCUAAAUGCGAGGCGGAGAAAGAGAGGGAGGAAGCGGAGAAGGCAAGGAGUGAGGCUGAGCAGAAGAGAGAGGAGGCUGAGGCAGCGAAAUGCGAGGUGGAGAAAGAGAGGGAGGAAGCGGAGAAGGCAAGGAGUGAGGCUGAGCAGAAGAGAGAGGAGGCUGAGGCAGCGAAAUGCAAGGCGGAGAAAGAGAGGGAGGAAGCGGAGCAGGCAAGGAGUGAGGCUGAAGCUGCGAAAUGCGAGUCGGAGAAAGAGAGGGAGGACGCGGAGAAGGCAAGGAGUGAGGCUGAGCAAAAGAGAGAGAAGGCUGAGGCAGCGAAAUUCGAGGCAGAGAAAGAGAGGGAGGAAGCGGAGAAGGCAAGGAGUGAGGCUGAACAGAAGAGAGAGGAGGCUGAGGCAGCGAAAUGCGAGGCGGAGAAAGAGAGGGAGGAAGCAGAGAAGGCAAGGAGCGAGGCUGAGCAGAAUAGAGAGGAGGCUGAGGCAGCGAAAUGCAAGGCGGAGAAAGAGAGGGAGGAAGCGGAGCAGGCAAGGAGUGAGGCUGAGCAGAAGAGAGAGGAGGCUGAGGCAGCGAAAUGCGCGGCGGAGAAAGAGAGGGAGGAAGCGGAGAAGGCAAGGAGUGAGGCUGAGCAGAAGAGAGAGGAGGCUGAGGCAGCGAAAUUCGAGGCAGAGAAAGAGAGGGAGGAAGCGGAGAAGGCAAGGAGUGAGGCUGAGCAGAAGAGAGAGGAGGCUGAGGCAGCGAAAUGCGAGGCGGAGAAAGAGAGGGAGGAAGCGGAGAAGGCAAGGAGUGAGGCUGAAGCUGCGAAAUGCGAGGCGGAGAAAGAGAGGGAGGACGCGGAGAAGGCAAGGAGUGAGGCUGAGCAGAAGAGAGAGGAGGCUGAGGCAGCGAAAUGCGUGGCGGAGAAAGAGAGGGAGGAAGCGGAGAAGGCAAGGAGUGAGGCUGAGCAGAAGAGAGAGGAGGCUGAGGCAGCGAAAUGCAAGGCGGAGAAAGAGAGGGAGGAAGCGGAGAAGGCAAGGAGUGAGGCUGAGCAGAAGAGAGAGGAGGCUGAGGCAGCGAAAUGCGAGGCGGAGAAAGAGAGGGAGGAAGCGGAGCAGGCAAGGAGUGAGGCUGAGCAGAAGAGAGAGGAGGCUGAGGCAGCGAAAUGCGAGGCGGAGAAAGAGAGGGAGGAAGCGGAGAAGGCAAGGAGUGAGGCUGAAGCUGCGAAAUGCGAGGCGGAGAAAGAGAGGGAGGAAGCGGAGAAGGCAAGGAGUGAGGCUGAGCAGAAGAGGGCGGAAGCGGAGAAGGCAAGGAGUGAGGCUGAGCAGAAGAGAGAGGAGGCUGAGGCAGCGAAAUGCGAGGCGGAGAAAGAGAGGGAGGAAGCGGAGAAAGCAAGGAGCGAGGCUGAGCAGAAUAGAGAGGAGGCUGAGGCAGCGAAAUGCGAGUCGGAGAAAGAGAGGGAGGAAGCGGAGAAGGCAAGGAGUGAGGCUGAGCAGAAGAGAGAGGAGGCUGAGGCAGCGAAAUGCAAGGCGGAGAAAGAGAGGGAGGAAGCGGAGCAGGCAAGGAGUGGGGCUGAGCAGAAGAGAGAGGAGGCUGAGGCAGCGAAAUGCGAGGCGGAGAAAGAGAGGGAGGAAGCGGAGAAGGCAAGGAGUGAGGCUGAAGCUGCGAAAUGCGAGGCGGAGAAAGAGAGGGAGGACGCGGAGAAGGCAACGAGUGAGGCUGAGCAGAAGAGAGAGGAGGCUGAGGCAGCGAAAUGCAAGGCGGAGAAAGAGAGGGAGGAAGCGGAGCAGGCAAGGAGUGAGGCUGAGCAGAAGAGAGAGGAGGCUGAGGCAGCGAAAUGCGAGGCGGAGAAAGAGAGGGAGGAAGCGGAGAAGGCAAGGAGUGAGGCUGAAACUGCUAAAUGCGAGGCGGACAAAGAGAGGGAGGAAGCGGAGAAGGCAAGGAGUGAGGCUGAGCAGAAGAGAGAGGAGGCUUUGGCAGCGAACUGCGAGGCGGAGAAAGAGAGGGAGGAAGCGGAGAAGGCAAGGAGUGAGGCUGAGCAGAAGAGGGCGGAAGUGGAGAAGGCGAGGAGAGAGGCUGAGCAGAAGAGAGAGGAGGCUGAGGCAGCGAAAUGCGAGGCGGAGAAAGAGAGGGAGGAAGCGGAGAAGGCAAGGAGGGAGGCUGAGCAGAAUAGGGAGGAAGCAGAGAAGGCGAGGAGAGAGGCUGAGCAGAAGAGAGAGGAGGCUGAGGCAGCGAAAUGCGAGGCUGAGAAAGAAAGGGAGGAAGCGGAGAAGGCAAGGAGUGAGGCUGAGCAGAAGAGAGAGGAGGCUGUGGCAGCGAAAUGCGAGGCGGAGAAAGAGAGGGAGGAAGCGGAGAAGGCAAGGAGUGAGGCUGAGCAGAAGAGGGCGGAAGUGGAGAAGGCAAGGAGUGAGGCUGAGCAGAAGAGAGAGGAGGCUGAGGCAGCGAAAUUCGAGGCAGAGAAAGAGAGGGAGGAAGCGGAGAAGGCACGGAGUGAGGCUGAACAGAAGAGAGAGGAGGCUGAGGCAGCGAAAUGCGAGGCGGAGAAAGAGAGGGAGGAAGCGGAGAAGGCAAGGAGUGAGGCUGAGCAGAAGAGAGAGGAGGCUUUGGCAGCGAACUGCGAGGCGGAGAAAGAGAGGGAGGAAGCGGAGAAGGCAAGGAGGGAGGCUGAGCAGAAGAGGGAGGAAGCCGAGAAGGCGAGGAGUGAGGCUGAGCAGAAGAGAGAGGAGGCUGAGGCAGCGAAAUGCGAGGUGGAGAAAGAGAGGGAGGAAGCGGAGAAGGCAAGGAGUGAGGCUGAGCAGAUGAGAGAGGAGGCUGAGGCAGCGAAAUGCGAGGCGGAGAAACAGAGGGAGGAAGCGGAGCAGGCAAGGAGUGAGGCUGAGCAGAAGAGAGAGGAGGCUGAGGCAGCGAAAUGCGAGGCGGAGAAAGAGAGGGAGGAAGCGGAGAAGUCAAGGAGUGAGGCUGAAGCUGCGAAAUGCGAGGCGGAGAAAGAGAGGGAGGACGCGGAGAAGGCAAGGAGUGAGGCUGAGCAAAAGAGAGAGGAGGCUGAGGCAGCGAAAUGCGAGGCGGAGAAAGAGAGGGAGGAAGCGGAGAAGGCAAGGAGUGAGGCUGAAGCUGCUAGAUGCGAGGCGGAGAAUGAGAGGGAGGAAGCGGAGAAGGCAAGGAGUGAGGCUGAGCAGAAGAGAGAGGAGGCUUUGGCAGCGAACUGCGAGGCGGAGAAAGAAAGGGAGGAAGCGGAGACGGCAAGGAGUGAGGCUGAGCAGAGGAGAGAGGAGGCUGAGGCAGCGAAAUGCGAGGCGGAGAAAGAGAUGGAGGAAGCGGAGAAGGCAAGGAGUGAGGCUGAGCAGAAGAGAGAGGAGGCUGAGGCAACGAAAUGCGAGGCGGAGAAAGAGAGGGAGGACGCGGAGAAGGCAAGGAGGGAGGCUUCGCAGAAGAGGGAGGAAGCGGAGAAGGCAAGGAGUGAAGCUGAGCAGAAGAGAGAGGAGGCUGAGGCAGCGAAAUGCGAGGCGGAGAAAGAGAGGGAGGAAGCGGAGAAGGCAAGGAGUGAGGCUGAGCAGAAGAGAGAGGAGGCUGAGGCAGCGAAAUUCGAGGCGGAGAAAGAGAGGGAGGAAGCGGAGAAGGCAAGGAGGGAGGCUGAGCAGAAGAGGGAGGAAGCGGAGAAGGCAAGGAGUGAAGCUGAGCAGAAGAGAGAGGAGGCUGAGGCAGCGAAAUGCGAGGCGGAGAAAGAGAGGGAGGAAGCGGAGAAGGCAAGGAGUGAGGCUGAGCAGAAGAGAGAGGAGGCUGAGGCAGCGAAAUGCGAGGCGGAGAAAGAGAGGGAGGAAGCGGAGAAGGCAAGGAGUGAGGCUGAGCAGAAGAGAGAGGAGGCUGAGGCAACGAAAUGCGAGGCGGAGAAAGAGAGGGAGGACGCGGAGAAGGCAAGGAGUGAGGCUGAGCAGAAGAGAGAGGAGGCUGAGGCAGCGAAAUGCGAGGCGGAGAAAGAAAGGGAGGAAGCGGAGAAGGCAAGGAGUGAGGCUGAGCAGAAGAGAGAGGAGGCUGAGGCAGCGAAAUGCGAGGCGGAGAAAGAGAGGGAGGAAGCGGAGACGGCAAGGAGUGAGGCUGAGCAGAGGAGAGAGGAGGCUGAGGCAGCGAAAUGCGAGGCUGAGAAAGAAAGGGAGGAAGCGGAGAAGGCAAGGAGUGAGGCUGAGCAGAAGAGGGCGGAAGCGGAGAAGGCAAGGAGUGAGGCUGAGCAGAAGAGAGAGGAGGCUGAGGCAGCGAAAUGCGAGGCGGAGAAAGAGAGGGAGGAAGCGGAGAAGGCAAGGAGUGAGUCUGAGCAGAAGAGAGAGGAGGCUGAGGCAGCGACAUGCAAGGCGGAGAAAGAGAGGGAGGAAGCGGAGAAGGCAAGGAGUGAGGCUGAUCAGAAGAGAGAGGAGGCUGAGGCAGCUAAAUGCGAGGCGGAGAAAGAGAGGGAGGAAGCGGAGAAGGCAAGGAGUAAGGCUGAGCAGAAGAGAGAGGAGGCUGAGGCAGCGAAAUUCGAGGCGGAGAAAGAGAGGGAGGAAGCGGAGAAGUCAAGGAGGGAGGCUGAGCAGAAGAGGGAGGAAGCGGAGAAGGCAAGGAGUGAAGCUGAGCAGAAGAGAGAGGAGGCUGAGGCAGCGAAAUGUGAGGCGGAGAAAGAGAGGGAGGAAGCGGAGAAGGCAAGGAGUGAGGCUGAGCAGAAGAGAGAGGAGGCUGAGGCAGCGAAAUGCAAGGCGGAGAAAGAUAGGGAGGAAGCGGAGAAGGCAAGGAGUGAGGCUGAGCAGAAGAGAGAGGAGGCUGAGGCAGCGAAAUGCGAGGCGGAGAAAGAUAGGGAGGAAGCGGAGAAGGCAAGGAGUAAGGCUGAGCAGAAGAGAGAGGAGGCUGAGGCAGCGAAAUGCGAGGCGGAGAAAGAGAGGGAGGAAGUGGAGAAGGCAAGGAGUGAGGCUGAGCAGAAGAGAGAGGAGGCUGAGGCAGCGAAAUGCGAGGCGGAGAAAGAGAGGGAGGAAGCGGAGAAGGCAAGGAGUGAGUCUGAGCAGAAGAGAGAGGAGGCUGAGGCAGCGAAAUGCGAGGCGGAGAAAGAGAGGGAGGAAGCGGAGAAGGCAAGGAGUGAGGCUGAGCAGAAGAGAGAGGAGACUGAGGCAGCGAAAUGCAAGGCGGAGAAAGAGAGGGAGAAAGCGGAGAAGGCAAGGAGUAAGGCUGAGCAAAAGAGAGAGGAGGCUGAGGCAGCGAAAUGCGAGGCGGAGAAAGAGAGGGAGGAAGUGGAGAAGGCAAGGAGUGAGGCUGAGCAGAAGAGAGAGGAGGCUGAGGCAGCGAAAUGCAAGGCGGACAAAGAGAGUGAGGAAGCGGAGAUGGCAAGGAGUGAGGCUGAGCAGAAGAGAGAGGAGGCUGAGGCAGCGAAAUGCGAGGCGGAGAAAGAAAGGGAGGAAGCGGAGAAGGCAAGGAGUGAGGCUGAGCAGAAGAGAGAGGAGGCUGAGGCAGCGAAAUGCGAGGCGGAGAAAGAGAGGGAGGAAGCGGAGAAGUCAAGGAGUGAGGCUGAAGCUGCGAAAUGCGAGGCGGAGAAAGAGAGGGAGGACGCGGAGAAGGCAAGGAGUGAGGCUGAGCAAAAGAGAGAGGAGGCUGAGGCAGCGAAAUGCGAGGCGGAGAAAGAGAGGGAGGAAGCGGAGAAGGCAAGGAGUGAGGCUGAAGCUGCUAGAUGCGAGGCGGAGAAUGAGAGGGAGGAAGCGGAGAAGGCAAGGAGUGAGGCUGAGCAGAAGAGAGAGGAGGCUUUGGCAGCGAACUGCGAGGCGGAGAAAGAAAGGGAGGAAGCGGAGACGGCAAGGAGUGAGGCUGAGCAGAGGAGAGAGGAGGCUGAGGCAGCGAAAUGCGAGGCGGAGAAAGAGAGGGAGGAAGCGGAGAAGGCAAGGAGUGAGGCUGAGGCAGCGAAAUGCGAGGCUGAGAAAGAAAGGGAGGAAGCGGAGAAGGCAAGGAGUGAGGCUGAGCAGAAGAGAGAGGAGGCUGAGGCAGCGAAAUGCGAGGCGGAGAAAGAAAGGGAGGAAGCGGAGACGGCAAGGAGUGAGGCUGAGCAGAGGAGAGAGGAGGCUGAGGCAGCGAAAUGCGAGGCGGAGAAAGAGAGGGAGGAAGCGGAGAAGGCAAGGAGGGAGGCUUCGCAGAAGAGGGAGGAAGCGGAGAAGGCAAGGAGUGAAGCUGAGCAGAAGAGAGAGGAGGCUGAGGCAGCGAAAUGCGAGGCGGAGAAAGAGAGGGAGGAAGCGGAGAAGGCAAGGAGUGAGGCUGAGCAGAAGAGAGAGGAGGCUGAGGCAGCGAAAUUCGAGGUGGAGAAAGAGAGGGAGGAAGCGGAGAUUGCAAGGAGUGAGGCUGAGCAGAAGAGAGAGGAGGCUGAGGCAGCGAAAUGCCAGGCGGAGAAAGAGAGGGAGGAAGCGGAGAAGGCAAGGAGGGAGGCUGAGCAGAAGAGGGAGGAAGCGGAGAAGGCAAGGAGUGAAGCUGAGCAGAAGAGAGAGGAGGCUGAGGCAGCGAAAUGCGAGGCGGAGAAAGAGAGGGAGGAAGCGGAGAAGGCAAGGAGUGAGGCUGAGCAGAAGAGAGAGGAGGCUGAGGCAGCGAAAUGCGAGGCGGAGAAAGAGAGGGAGGAAGCGGAGAAGGCAAGGAGUGAGGCUGAGCAGAAGAGAGAGGAGGCUGAGGCAACGAAAUGCGAGGCGGAGAAAGAGAGGGAGGACGCGGAGAAGGCAAGGAGUGAGGCUGAGCAGAAGAGAGAGGAGGCUGAGGCAGCGAAAUGCGAGGCGGAGAAAGAAAGGGAGGAAGCGGAGAAGGCAAGGAGUGAGGCUGAGCAGAAGAGAGAGGAGGCUGAGGCAGCGAAAUGCGAGGCGGAGAAAGAGAGGGAGGAAGCGGAGACGGCAAGGAGUGAGGCUGAGCAGAGGAGAGAGGAGGCUGAGGCAGCGAAAUGCGAGGCGGAGAAAGAGAGGGAGGAAGCGGAGAAGGCAAGGAGUGAGGCUGAGCAGAAGAGGGCGGAAGCGGAGAAGGCAAGGAGUGAGGCUCAGCAGAAGAGAGAGGAGGCUGAGGCAGCGAAAUGCGAGGCGGAGAAAGAGAGGGAGGAAGCGGAGAAGGCAAGGAGUGAGGCUGAGCAGAAGAGGGAGGAAGCGGAGAUGGCAAGGAGUGAAGCUGAGCAGAAGAGAGAGGAGGCUGAGGCAGCGAAAUGCGAGGCGGAGAAAGAGAGGGAGGAAGCGGAGAAGGCAAGGAGUGAGGCUGAGCAGAAGAGAGAGGAGGCUGAGGCAGCGAAAUUCGAGGUGGAGAAAGAGAGGGAGGAAGCGGAGAUUGCAAGGAGUGAGGCUGAGCAGAAAAGAGAGGAGGCUGAGGCAGCGAAAUGCCAGGCGGAGAAAGAGAGGGAGGAAGCGGAGAAGGCAAGGAGGGAGGCUGAGCAGAAGAGGGAGGAAGCGGAGAAGGCAAGGAGUGAAGCUGAGCAGAAGAGAGAGGAGGCUGAGGCAGCGAAAUGCGAGGCGGAGAAAGAGAGGGAGGAAGCGGAGAAGGCAAGGAGUGAGGCUGAGCAGAAGAGAGAGGAGGCUGAGGCAGCGAAAUGCGAGGCGGAGAAAGAGAGGGAGGAAGCGGAGAAGGCAAGGAGUGAGGCUGAGCAGAAGAGAGAGGAGGCUGAGGCAACGAAAUGCGAGGCGGAGAAAGAGAGUGAGGAAGCGGAGAAGGCAAGGAGGGAGGCUUCGCAGAAGAGGGAGGAAGCGGAGAAGGCAAGGAGUGAGGCUGAGCAGAAGAGAGAGGAGGCUGAGGCAGCGAAAUGCGAGGCGGAGAAAGAGAGGGAGGAAGCGGAGAAGGCAAGGAGUGAGGCUGAGCAGAAGAGAGAGGAGGCUGAGGCAGCGAAAUGCGAGGCUGAGAAAGAGAGGGAGGAAGCGGAGAUGGCAAGGAGUGAGGCUGAGCAGAAGAGAGAGGAGGCUGAGGCAGCGAAAUGCAAGGCGCAGAAAGAGAGGGAGGAAGCGGAGAAGGCAAGGAGUGAGGCUGAGCAGAAGAGAGAGGAGGCUGAGGCAGCGAAAUGCGAGGCGGAGAAAGAGAGGGAGGAAGCGGAGAAGGCAAGGAGUGAGUCUGAGCAGAAGAGAGAGGAGGCUGAGGCAGCGACAUGCAAGGCGGAGAAAGAGAGGGAGGAAGCGGAGAAGGCAAGGAGUGAGGCUGAUCAGAAGAGAGAGGAGGCUGAGGCAGCGAAAUGCAAGGCGCAGAAAGAGAGGGAGGAAGCGGAGAAGGCAAGGAGUGAGGCUGAGCAGAAGAGAGAGGAGGCUGAGGCAGCGAAAUGCGAGGCGGAGAAAGAGAGGGAGGAAGCGGAGAAGGCAAGGAGUGAGUCUGAGCAGAAGAGAGAGGAGGCUGAGGCAGCGACAUGCAAGGCGGAGAAAGAGAGGGAGGAAGCGGAGAAGGCAAGGAGUGAGGCUGAUCAGAAGAGAGAGGAGGCUGAGGCAGCUAAAUGCGAGGCGGAGAAAGAGAGGGAGGAAGCGGAGAAGGCAAGGAGUAAGGCUGAGCAGAAGAGAGAGGAGGCUGAGGCAGCGAAAUGCGAGGCGGAGAAAGAGAGGGAGGAAGCGGAGAAGUCAAGGAGGGAGGCUGAGCAGAAGAGGGAGGAAGCGGAGAAGGCAAGGAGUGAAGCUGAGCAGAAGAGAGAGGAGGCUGAGGCAGCGAAAUGUGAGGCGGAGAAAGAGAGGGAGGAAGCGGAGAAGGCAAGGAGUGAGGCUGAGCAGAAGAGAGAGGAGGCUGAGGCAGCGAAAUGCAAGGCGGAGAAAGAUAGGGAGGAAGCGGAGAAGGCAAGGAGUGAGGCUGAGCAGAAGAGAGAGGAGGCUGAGGCAGCGAAAUGCGAGGCGGAGAAAGAUAGGGAGGAAGCGGAGAAGGCAAGGAGUGAGGCUGAGCAGAAGAGAGAGGAGGCUGAGGCAGCGAAAUGCGAGGCGGAGAAAGAGAGGGAGGAAGCGGAGAAGGCAAGGAGUGAGGCUGAGCAGAAGAGAGAGGAGACUGAGGCAGCGAAAUGCAAGGCGGAGAAAGAGAGGGAGGAAGCGGAGAAGGCAAGGAGUGAGGCUGAGCAGAAGAGAGAGGAGGCUGAGGCAGCGAAAUGCGAGGCGGAGAAAGAGAGGGAGGAAGCGGAGAAGGCAAGGAGUGAGGCUGAGCAGAAGAGAGAGGAGGCUGAGGCAACGAAAUGCGAGGCGGAGAAAGAUAGGGAGGAAGUGGAGAAGGCAAGGAGUGAGGCUGAGCAGAAGAGAGAGGAGGCUGAGGCAGCGAAAUGCGAGGCGGACAAAGAGAGUGAGGAAGCGGAGAUGGCAAGGAGUGAGGCUGAGCAGAAGAGAGAGGAGGCUGAGGCAGCGAAAUGCAAGGCGGAGAAAGAGAGGGAGGAAGCGGAGAAGGCAAGGAGUGAGGCUGAGCAGAAGAGAGAGGAGGCUGAGGCAGCGAAAUGCGAGGCGGAGAAAGAGAGGGAGGAAGCGGAGAAGGCAAGGAGUGAGGCUGAGCAGAAGAGAGAGGAGGCUGAGGCAGCGAAAUGCAAGGCGGAGAAAGAGAGGGAGGAAGCAGAGAAGGCAAGGAGUGAGGCUGAGGAGAAGAGAGAGGAGGCUGAGGCAGCGAAAUGCGAGGCGGAGAAAGAGAGUGAGGAAGCGGAGAAGGCAAGGAGUGAGGCUGAGCAGAAGAGAGAGGAGGCUGAGGCAGCGAAAUGCAAGGCGGAGAAAGAGAGGGAGGAAGCGGAGAAGGCAAGGAGUGAGGCUGAGCAGAAGAGAGAGGAGGCUGAGGCAGGGAAUUGCGAGGCGGAGAAAGAGAGGGAGGAAGCGGAGAAGGCAAGGAUUGAGGCUGAGCAGAAGAGAGAGGAGGCUGAGGCAGCGAAAUGCGAGGCGGAGAAAGAGAGGGAGGAAGCGGAGAAGGCAAGGAGUGAGGCUGAGCAGAAGAGAGAGGAGGCUGAGGCAGCGAAAUGCAAGGCGGAGAAAGAGAGGGAGGAAGCGGAGAAGGCAAGGAGUGAGGCUGAGCAGAAGAGAGAGGAGGCUGAGGCAGCGAAAUGCGAGUCGGAGAAAGAUAGGGAGGAAGCGGAGAAGGCAAGGAGUGAGGCUGAGCAGAAGAGAGAGGAGGCUGAGGCAGCGAAAUGCGAGGCGGAGAAAGAGAGGGAGGAAGCGGAGAAGGCAAGGAGUGAGGCUGAGCAGAAGAGAGAGGAGUUUGAGGCAGCGAAAUGGGUGGCGGAGAAAGAGAGGGAGGAAGCGGAGAAGGCAAGGAGUGAGGCUGAGCAGAAGAGAGAGGAGGCUGAGGCAGCAGCAUUGGAGGCUGAGAAUGAGAGGGAAGUGAUUGAGAGGAGGAGGAUACAGACUGAGUCAAGUUUGAAUGAUGCACUGAGGAGGUUGAGUGAUGUUUCAGAUGCUGCUGACAAAGCUAAGAGGGAUGCUGACAAGGCUAGACUGGAUGCUGAUGUGGCAAGAUGUGAUGCUGAUGUGGCAAGACGUGAUGCUGAUGUGGCACGACGAGAGGCUGAUGCGGCCAGAUGUGUUGCUGACGAAUGUAAGCUCGCUGCUGAGCUGGCAAAACAAGCUUCUGACUUGGCAAGGCAAGAUGCUGAAGUGGCGAGGCGUGCAGCCGAGCAGGCAGAGGAGGAAAGAAGGAUGGCUGAGAGAAUAAGAGAGGAGGCCGGGAAGAAUGGGGAUGGAGGGGGGUGGGUGAAGGAACUGGAACGGUUGAGGCUUGAAUUGGAGAUGACUAGGAUUGAGGGGGAGAUUGCAAGGAAAGAGCUUGAAAGAGUGACAAGGGAUGGGGAUUUUGUGAGGGAGGAGCUUCAGAGAGUGGGAAGGGAUGGAGAGAGUUUGAAGGAAGAACUAGAGAGAGUGAGAGGGGAGUUGGGGAGAGUGAGAAAGGAGCUGGAGCGAGUGACGGAGGCUAAGAGGGAGAGUGUGCGGAACCUGAGCGAGUCGUUGGUGGCUUCAGAGGAGCAGAGGAAGAAGCUGGUGGAGCUGCUUCGAAUGGCCGAGAGCUUUGAAGGAUUCUCUACAUCACUCUGGUGA